This is a messenger RNA of Myotis lucifugus (little brown bat), 2296 nucleotides long. RefSeq names its product t-complex 11 like 1 (gene TCP11L1). Gene Ontology annotation, biological process: signal transduction. Lineage: Eukaryota; Metazoa; Chordata; Mammalia; Chiroptera; Vespertilionidae. Bases 164 to 1510 code for a protein of 448 amino acids. The record is from RefSeq and is a predicted model, not a curated record. The transcript is spliced from 9 exons.
CGGCGAGGGAUGUGGCCUUUGAGGGGCAGAGGCUGAACCGCCCCGCCCGCCGCGCAUCUCUCCCCGCCUCCGCCGGGGCGCCGGCCCAGCCAGAUUCCCCGCCCCGGACGCAGCUAGGAAAACGCCGACUCCGCCGCAGGAAAGUGAAUAAACUUAAUUGAGAAUGUCUGAAAAUCUUGAGAAGACCAAUAUAAUUGAAGCAGGAAAAUCAAAAUCAAAUGAUUCUGAACAAGGCCUUGAAGAUGCCGUGGAAGGUUCUAAUGAAGCUUUACAGAAAAAAAAGUCAGGCUCUCCCAGCACCCAGAGAGUGCAAAGACCUCACUCCAGUCCUCCUCGCUUUGUGACAGUAGAAGAGCUUCUAGAGACGGCAAAAGGAGUCACUAACAUGGCUCUAGCCCAUGAAAUUGUAGUCAAUGGAGACUUCCAGAUUAAACCUGUUGAAUUACCAGAAGAUAGGGCAAUUUUUUCUGUGUUGGACCUAAUGAAAGUGGACAUGGCGAACUUUGCUGUCAGUAGCAUCAGGCCACAUCUCAUGCAGCAGUCAGUUGAAUAUGAAAGGAAGAAGUUUCAAGAGCUUUUGGAGAAGCAGCCAAAUUCCCUGGACUUUGUCACCCAGUGGUUGGGAGAAGCCGCAGAUGACCUUAUGAAUCAGACGUAUAAAAAUGCCCUGCCAGCUGGGGGAGGGGCCGCUGGAUCGGGGGACAGUCCCAUGCCUAGUCCUGUUGCUGUCCAGAAUUACGCGUACCUGAAGCUUCUGAAGUGGGACCACCUCCAGCAACCUUUCCCCGAGACAGUGCUGAUGGACCAGGCUCGCUUCCAAGAGCUCCAGCUCCAGCUGGAACACCUGACCGUCCUGGGGGCGGUGCUGCUGGUCACGUUCAGCAUGGCUGCCUCAGGUGUUUCCAGCCAGGCCACCUUCGCUGAGAAACUCAAGAUGAUCGUGAAGAUCCUGCUCACAGAUAUGCAUCUGCCCUCCUUCCAUCUGAAGGAUGCCCUGACGACCAUUGGUGAGAAAGUCUGCUUGGAGGUGAGCAGCUGCCUUUCCCUGUGUGGGUUCACCCCCUUUACCACGGACAAGGAGAUCGUGCUCAAGGGCCAGAUCCAGGCGGUGGCCAGUCCUGACAACCCCGUCCGCAGGAUCAUGGAUUCCCGAAUCCUGACCUUCUUAGAAACCUACCUUGCCUCAGGCCACGAGAAGGCAUUGCCCACAAUACCUGGGGGAUUGGGUCCAGUCCACAAAGAGCUGGAGGAAGUUGCUAUUAAAUUUGUUCGUCUGGUCAACUAUAACAAGAUGGUCUUCAGUCCCUACUAUGAUGCAGUCCUCAAGAAGAAGGAAGAGGGAGAGAGAAAAACUGAUGUGAGAAACAUCCAUCUGCUGCUCCGACUGGAAAUCAAACUGGCAACCUUUAUAUGCACAGGACGGCAAUCAACUGAGCCACACCAGCCAGAGCCAAGUUUAAAUUUUAUUGGAUUUAAUGUGGUAACCAUAAAUAACUCAGGAAUUUUUUAAAGUUAGGACAUAAGGUAUUGGUUUUCAAAUAAAACAAGUGGGAUUAAAGAUGUGUAUUUGAGUCACUGAUUUAAUUUCUGAAAAACAGCCAUUACCAGGCAGAGAAAAGGAACAGAAACUCAGAGUGCUUGAGAUUAAGAGAAAGGAUAAAAUCACAUCUAAAAAAAUCAAAGAACACUAAGAAAAAAAGAGAGCUGAUAGAUGAUUUACUGUUAUGCUGCUAAAUAAGUGUAACAAUUAUAAUAGACAUCUAGUAUCAAGGAAAAUGAUUUACCUAGUUUUUCUUAAAAUCACUUUUCAAAAACUGGAUUACAUUUCACUACUUUUUGAGCAAUGUGCCUACUCUUCCAGUAUUUUUCUAUCAAUAGAUUUAUGAAUGCGGAUAACAACACAUUUCCUUGUUCCAUAAAACUUUUAUAGUGCAUUCCUCAGACUAAAAUACCAUGUUUUUAUCCAAAUAUGCUAUUCAAACUCUCAAUUUUAGAUCUGAAAUUAUUUCAAUUACAUUAUGCAAUUCUGCCAUUGAUACUUUUAAUCAUUGUAUCCAAUAAAAUCAGCAUUUGUAUUAUGAGCCAAUUCUAGUUCUCUCAAUCCUAUAUGCAUACGUUAUUUCUACUUUUAAUUUAAAUGACUUAAUUGCACAUUCCUUUAAAAUGUUCAUCAAAUAUUCUCCAAGUCAUCCUUUUCACCAAAAUCAUACAUUUACUUAAUCUUUUCCUCUUUACACUUGGACAAACUAUUUUACUAAAUUCUGAAGCAAUUAAAAAAUCUCAUUGCCAAAAAAAA